Penicillium griseofulvum is the source of this 729-nucleotide messenger RNA. RefSeq lists its product as uncharacterized. The transcript has a single exon. The record is from RefSeq and is a predicted model, not a curated record. NCBI's taxonomy places the organism in Eukaryota, Fungi, Ascomycota, Eurotiomycetes, Eurotiales, Aspergillaceae. Bases 1 to 729 code for a protein of 242 amino acids.
AUGAGCGGUGUCACCCUUAAACUCCGCCAACGGCGGUCCAUGAUGCGCCUUCUUCACGAAGGCCGUUCGAUUCUCGAGUACAACUUCGAGCCAAAUGCCUUCACCAUCCCCCAGUGGAUCCUAGUUCCCCCAGAGGUGCGCUGUGCAAUGAAAGACCUCCAGUGCAGAGCUAUGGAAGCCAUCUGUGGCAUGAAGCACCUCAUGGUGUCCCGCAACGAACGAUACUUCAAGUUGUGCCCCCAAAACACAGGAUCUAUUACCUACCGACUCCACCACUCCUCCAUGGAACGUCUUCUCCAAUGGAAAGAGGAUUGGAAACUCGCCGACCCGACUCUUGCAGCCGCCGCCAAAAUCCCCCGUGACUCCCUCCAGUUCUGUGUCGACUCAAUCGCCUACGGAAAGUUCACCUAUGACUACACCCACAAGAUCGACCACUACAUGUCCGGUGAAUUCCAGAACUGGCGUCAGUUUCGCACUGAGAUCGGACACCUUGCCUAUCGUCUCAUGAGCCACAAGCCGCAUGACUAUGAGGAAUGGCGUAUCUGGUGGGAAGGCAAAUUCGCUGAAGAUAUGUGGAAGUGGGAGGUUUGCCUUGAGGGUCUGAUCCUGCCUACUUGGGAGGAGAUCAUCGAUGACGUUUAUCUGAUGAUCCACGAUCGAGUCGAGGAUGCCCAGUCUCUGGCCGACUCGUUCUACAUCAGCAACCCGGUGUUGGCUUCGGCCAUAUAA